AACAGAGAGAGAGAGAGAGAGAGAGAGAGAGAGACAUUAAACAAUCUGCCGGCAAAUAUGGAGCCCGCUUUCGGCCUUUGUCUGCAUUACUUGAGCCCGAUCACUUGCACAUCAGUGAAGCAAAGUCGCUGUUUUGCAAAGUGAUCUUAUAAAGAAUCCUCUUUUGUUUUUCCAUUGUUGGGGCUUACACAUAAAGAAUCCUCUUCUUUACCAUUUGCUUCUUCCUCAAAUUUGUUCCUGUCUGAUGUACAAAAGAGAAAAGACCUUCGACUCGCAUGAUCUAGUAUCGUCUAUGCGUACUGUCUGUGCCGUCUAUAUAAGUGGAUGCAUUGAGUAUCUGGUCCUUGCUUCCCUGCGGCGAGAGGCUUGUGAUUUCGAGUUGAUACUCUUGAGGAUCAGAGCAUUAUUACUCGAAGAGAGUACACGAUGGAGAGAAGCAGAGCUUGCCUGAAGCUGUGGAUUCUCCUCCAUCUACUUUCCUUAUGCAUUUUCUUCAUCCACAGCGAUGCUAGAAGGAUGACGGCACGGUCCAAGGGCACAGCGCAUCCGAAGAAUCCGGCCCUGAGAUCCACCAAAAGAAUCAGAGUGACGAGAAACCUGGAUUUGCCGUCGAAUGAUCAACCUUACGUGAGCUCGCCGCUCACGUUGCCGCCAUACGAUUCGCUUCCCCCGAUGCCUCUGCCUGACCUCAGCCCUCCAUUCUGCAUAUACCCACCAUCGACCCCACAGCCCCCAGCUUCCACCACAAACCCACCUCCCACAGGGAUCACACCAUCACCCUAUGUCUACAUCCCGCCAAUCCUUCCCGCUCAAAACCCGCCUCCCAGCCCGGACGUCGUGAUUCCGGGCCCGCCUGAGUCAUUCCUGAGCCCUCCGGGCCCUGUAGUUGUCCCAGUCCCCCCGGCCCCCGGAACCGGUCUAAGUCCUACCCCGCCGGAGAUCAACCCGCCUUACAACGUGCCCAGCAUCCCAAUCUCCUUUCCGAGCCCGCCCUCUUCUGUGCCAUCCCCAGGCGGAGGCGGCAUUGUUCCGAGCCCAUUCCUCCCGCCGAUUGUCUACCCUCCUCCCACGGUCCCGCCAUCCCCUAACUCCGGUUCGAGCAUAGCCUUGUGGUGCGUGGCCAAGCCCUCAGUGCCAGAGCCCAUCAUCCGGGAGGCCAUGAACUACGCCUGCGGAUCCGGUGCUGAGUGCGCCUCGAUCGAGCCGAAUGGCUCAUGCUUCCAGCCCGACACGCUGUUCGCGCAUGCCUCGUACGCGUUCAACAGCUACUGGCAGAGGACCAAAGUGGCCGGCGGCUCAUGCUCCUUCGGUGGCACGGCCGUACUAGUCACCGUCGAUCCUAGCUAUGAUGGAUGCCAUUUUGCCUACUUGUAGCAAGUGAAACAGCUCUGUUUUUGGCGACGUCAAGGAGCAGAAUGCGGAAGUUUUCUAUGUCAUCCCACUUCCUUUUUUUUUCUUUCCCUUGGAAUAAAGUAGGAAUUUCGGUUUGUUUUGCCAGAGGAUAUGUGGAUUUUUGGCAGUAGAUAAUACGUUCAUAAGGUGUAUCGGAUGACGGCGUGAAACCCAUAUCUUUCUAGUGUUACAGAAACGGCCUCUUCUUCAUAAGAUAUGGGAUUCGUCACCUCCCUAUGUUCACUCAAUUGGGCAAGUGCAACAUCAUGCUGAAUUUUAGCAGAUAACAAA
This is a messenger RNA of Eucalyptus grandis, 1683 nucleotides long. RefSeq names its product sulfated surface glycoprotein 185. NCBI's taxonomy places the organism in Eukaryota, Viridiplantae, Streptophyta, Magnoliopsida, Myrtales, Myrtaceae. The coding region runs from base 427 to 1374 and encodes 315 amino acids. The transcript has 3 exons. The record is from RefSeq and is a predicted model, not a curated record.